Messenger RNA from Cydia pomonella (codling moth), 1441 nucleotides. RefSeq names its product phytanoyl-CoA dioxygenase, peroxisomal-like. The record is from RefSeq and is a predicted model, not a curated record. The transcript has 5 exons. NCBI's taxonomy places the organism in Eukaryota, Metazoa, Arthropoda, Insecta, Lepidoptera, Tortricidae. Bases 501 to 1361 code for a protein of 286 amino acids.
GGGGGGGGACACAAAUUUUACCACUUUGGAAGUGUCUCUCGCGCAAACUAUUCAGUUUAGAAAAAAUGAUAUUAGAAACCUCAAUAUCAUUUUUGAAGACCUAUUCAUAAAUACCCCUCACGUAUGGGUAGGAUGAAAUAUAUUUUUUUAAUUUCAGUGCUAAGUAUGGGGAACCCCCAAAAUUUAUUGUUUUUUUUUUCUAUUCUUGUGUGAAAACCUUAAUGCGGUUCAUAGAAUACAUCUACUUACCAAGUUUGAACAGUAUAGUUCAUAUAGUUUCGGAAAAAAGUGGCUGUGACAUAAUCGCACAGACAGACGUACAUGACGAAUCCAUAAGGAUUGCGUUUUUUGCCAUAUGGCUACGGAACCCUAAAAAGUAAAUGUUUUGAUAGUUUUCGCCUACAAUUCUGAAUGAUAUAAAUAAAUAUACACGUAAUCAGCUGUUACGUAUUAUGUAAGUAUAACUUGACGGGUCAAAGGGUAAAUCAGAGAUAACUGCCAUGCCACCACAAAUUUGGUCGCUGCUGGUCCGACGGUCGUCUUCACAAGACAGGAAAAUGGUGAAGCUUACUCCCGAGCAAAUCCAGUUCUGGAAAGAAAAUGGGUACAUCAAGCUGUCCGGCAUCUUCACGGAUGAGGAGUUGGACACGCUGUCCAAGGAGUACAACCGGCUGUUCUUCUUGAAGAAUAACCCCGGUAUGGAGGCAGCGCAGCUGGGAUCAGCUAUGACGAAGACGACUAGCGGCGAGAAUUAUUCCGUGCACUCUGUCCACAACCUGCAGUACCACAGCUCGAUCUUCGCCAACGCGCUCCAUAACGAGAACCUGCUGGAAGCAGUGAAGGGUGUCAUGGGUACUGAAGACAUCCUUCUCCAUCACACCAAGGCUCACUAUAAGCCACCCAGAGUUGGAGCGCCUUAUCUCAUGCACCAGGACUACCACUACUUCCCGUUCAAGAAGCACUCCAUGGUAGCCGCCUUCAUCCACAUCGACAAGGCGGACCCCGAGAACGGCGGUCUCUGCAUCUACCCCGGCUCGCACAAGCUCGGACCUCUAGAAGACGUCGGCGCCAUUGAGAAGGGAGACCGCCACCAUUACGUAGACCCUAAAAAAUACACCAUCGAGAAGGCAACGCCCGUAAUCGCCGAGCGCGGUGAAGUGGUCAUCUUCUCCUACCUGACCGUGCACGGGAGCUACCGUAACCUGUCCGACCGCCCGCGCCGCAUGUACCUCAUCCAGCUCAUGUCUGCCCAUGACGAGCCCCUGGUCCCCGACUUACACAAGAGCUUGGGACAAGGCUGGGUGCUCCGAGGCAAGAACGACUACAAGAAAGCUGACUUGGCUGAACGGUUUCUUCACUGAUUGUUGAUAGCAACGUCCGAGUUGUUUAUGUUAUUGCUAUGUUUGUUAAGACUGGAAGAUUAAACUGAGUUAAAAUCAAA